UGAAAGCAACGCAUUCUUAAUUGUACUGUAUUGAAUAGGGAGUCGAACGUAGAGCGCGAUCACACACACCUACCCACUCACUCUGUCGUCGUACCGAAUACAGUAAAUAGAUACAUACAUAUGCAGAGGCUCCUUUAAUUUCUCUCAGUCCUAACCAUAUUUCAAUUCACGACAAAACAUAAAUACAUUCUUGUCUUCCUCCCCGGGCCGAUGGAUCGAUCCACCAGCCAGUGGAAGAGGCGGAUGAUUCUGUUGAGAAGAUGUUUGCGGCGGGGUCUGAGAAGGUGCUUUCGUGGAGGGAUCAGUUGAGUUUGAGGGCAUUGGUAGUGAGUUUGGUGCUGAGCAUUCUCUUCACUUUCAUAGUCAUGAAGCUCAACCUCACUACUGGCAUCAUCCCUUCUCUCAAUGUCUCUGCUGGCCUCUUGGGCUUCUUCUUUCUCAAGACUUGGACCAAACUUCUCGGGAAAUCUGGCCUUUUGAAACAGCCCUUUACCAGGCAAGAGAAUACUGUCAUCCAGACCUGUGUUGUUGCCUCUUCCGGCAUUGCCUUCAGCGGAGGUUUUGGAAGCUACAUGUUUGGAAUGAGCGAUGUUGUGGCCCGUCAAUCAACUGAAGCAAACAAUGCUCAGAAUAUAAAAGAACCCGGGCUGGCGUGGAUGAUUGGCUUUCUCUUUGUUGUCAGCUUUCUUCGCCUCUUUUCUGUGGUUCCCCUUCGAAAGAUAAUGAUCAUAGACUUCAAACUCACAUAUCCAAGUGGAACAGCAACUGCUUGAUAGGGACAUAGACAGCCUAUAAUAAUAAGAAUAAUAGAAUUAUAAUAAAUAAUGUAAUAGUGUACAAAUAAGGUUGUUGGGCCAUUUAUGUUAUGAUUUUGGGCCAGCCCUUGAGGGUAGCCUUAUUAUAAGAGUGGGAAGUGGGGAAAGAGGAGGUUAGGCAGAAAUUGAGAUUGGACUGGGACUGGGAAGUUGGAGUCUAUCUCCUUCUUUGGGACUACUCUGUACGGUUUACCUGCUUUGAGUAAAAUUCAGUUUUCUUUACUUUGUUCUUAAUUCUCUGUGAAUGAUUCUGGAAUUGCGGAAGUUCUAACAUUGGUAUCAGAGCACGUUCAACACUGUGCGCAAAUGGAUUUAAGAUUGGAUGAGCUGGAGAGAAAACAGAAGAAAACGACCGAGACUUUGGAGGAAAUUCAGGUGACAAUCACCAACUUGGACAAGAGAGUCCAUAAUCUAUGGAAGAGCAGUUCGCACUCUUCGCAUAGGCCGCACAGUACCUCGCACCAUGGACACGCAAGAAAGUCCGAUCAGGAACAUCAUGGCAACAGAGCACUUCGAGCGAGGAACCCUAGUCAUCGUUCGUCGCAACCAUUCACAGGUUCGCAGUCGGAGUCGCGAGCUACUUCUCAUGGCUCGCAAUCGCGAACUACACGUCACUGUUCACAGUCGCGAUACAGAUCACAUGCGUCAAACGCAUCGCAUCGGGAAUCUCAUCUUCAUCAUACGCGAAGGUCAGCGAGUCCAGAGGACUCAGAAGAGCGGAGGCAUCCCAGAAAAUCUGGCGAUCGAACUGUUUCUUCGCCAAGCUCUUCACAUAGCUUUUAGAAGAGUUCUUCUCAUCAUUCUUAUCAUCGCUCUUCGCAUCAGACUAUCUCAAAGGACAUCAGUUCGCACUCAAGGAAGACACAAUUGAGAAGAGAAUCUUCUUCUUCACCAAAUGAUUCUCACAGUUUGCUAUCUUCUUCUAAAGCAGUUUCUAGGAACUCAGCUAAUUCAAAAACGGAGAAAUUACCUCUAUUUUACGAGGAUGAAGCGUACAAAUGGACAGAAAGGAUGGAAAGAUAUUUCCGAGUCCAAGCUAUUGCAGAAAGAUUUAAAGUGGACAUGGCAGCAAAGGCAAUGGGGGAUGCAGCAGAUGGCUGGUUUCAAUGGUGGGACUUUCACAAGAGAGAAGAUAGUUGGGAGGCUUUAAAGGAAGAUUUGAUUAGGGAUUUUCCACCUAGACACCGGCAGAAGACAGGGAGGACAGAAAAACAGGUAUCAUCAAGGUCACCAACAACUUCUAGUAGUUUGCAAGUUUCUCACCCUGAACAAGAUAUUGCCCAGUCAAUAAAGAAGACACAGAUGGAACUAACUGAACCUGUAAUCAGGCAAAUGAAUAUGAAAGAGGAAAUCAAGGACGUAAUUAAGGAGAAGACGGGGUUUGAGGAAAUCACAGUGAAUGGGUUUACCGGGGAAAAGGAGCAGACAACUGCUUAUACAUGGAAUCCUCUGCAGAAGACACUGACUAGAAGAAUUCAUCCAGAAUGGUUUCAAAAGUUAAUCAUACAAAUGAUUAGCAUUAAACUGGUAGGCACUGUUUUGAAGUUCAGAGAUGAAGACAGGAAGGAAUGGAAGGAAAAAGGAGGUUAUACGAGCAAACCUCAGCAGUGGAAUGAUGAGUAUAGCAAGUAUAAAUAUACUUAUGAGGCCAUAACAGCUGCUGUGCAACUUUCACCUAGAGACAAGAGUGAUAGAUAUCUUCCAGAUACAUCCAUUGAUUUUAUUGAUAAGGUUGGGUUGAUGAAGUCUAUCUUGAAGCCUGAUUUUAAAGUUGAUCAGCUUUCGGUUCUGGAUGUGGAAGGCUGCAAUGUGGUAUUUUCUGCAAUUCAGGACUCCUCUGAUUCUGUACUGAGAUGGACUGAUGAGUCUGCUCUUGGUAGCAAUAUUGAAGGACAUGUUCAUAAAAUACAGGAGUUUGGGGCGGUCAUCACUUUUAAGAAUCGGGAAACCAAUAUGUUCUUGAGUAUUCUGACCGAAGUUCAUCAGGAACCAGUCCCUGAAGCUCAUUCUGUUGCUGCAAGAGCUAUUGGCUCUCUUAUAAGGGAAAGGAAAGAAGAAAACUUCCCAGACUUGGGACUUUGGCGGUUGGAGAAUCUGACAUCGCAUGGCAGUACUGUGGUGCACAACUUAUUUUGCAUAAGGCUUGUUGUAGACAGUGAAUUGAGUAAUUUGAGCAACCUCAAAUCUGCAUCCAACUCACUGAUGACUCCCGAAGUAAGAGUCCUUGAGGAGUUUUUUGAAAAAGAGGAAUUAAUUGUAGCCAGUAAGUGCUUGAAGGCCACUGCAACAAAUGAAACUGCACACGACAUAUCUUCUGCAGCCGCAACAUCUGUGAUUUUGGAGGUACAAGUACUGAAGCUUCUGAUUCAACAAACUGCGAGAUAUUGGGAAGGAAGAGGCGCUCGGAUGAAGAAGAUGUUGAAGGUCAACAAGGCUCUUUCCUAUCACCCACCUUGAGGACAAGGUGGUUGUUCAAGGGGGGAGAUAUGAUAGGGACAUAGACAGCCUAUAAUAAUAAGAAUAAUAGAAUUAUAAUAAAUAAUGUAAUAGUGUACAAAUAAGGUUGUUGGGCCAUUUAUGUUAUGAUUUUGGGCCAGCCCUUGAGGGUAGCCUUAUUAUAAGAGUGGGAAGUGGGGAAAGAGGAGGUUAGGCAGAAAUUGAGAUUGGACUGGGACUGGGAAGUUGGAGUCUAUCUCCUUCUUUGGGACUACUCUGUACGGUUUACCUGCUUUGAGUAAAAUUCAGUUUUCUUUACUUUGUUCUUAAUUCUCUGUGAAUGAUUCUGGAAUUGCAGAAGUUCUAACACUGCUCUCUUAAUCAACAGUUUUCAUACCCCGAAAGGAGCUAAGCUGGCAAAGAAACAAGUAAAAGCACUUGGGAAAUACUCCACCGUCAGCUUCCUUUGGGGUUUCUUCCAGUGGUUUUUUACGGCAGGGGAUGCGUGUGGGUUCGUAAACUUUCCCACAUUUGGGCUAAAAGCAUAUGACAACCGGUUUUACUUUGACUUCUCAGCAACCUAUGUGGGCGUUGGGAUGAUUUGUCCAUAUCUCAUCAACAUAUCUGUCUUACUUGGAGGAAUCCUCUCAUGGGGGAUAAUGUGGCCUCUCAUCAAGGAAAGGAAGGGUCACUGGUAUCCAGCAAAUCUCAGUGAAAGCAGCCUGCAUGGCUUGCAAGGAUACCGUGUUUUUAUAGCAAUCGCCAUGAUUCUUUGAGAUGGUCUCUACAACUUCUGCAAAGUAUUGGGGCAUACCCUGUAUGGAUUGUAUCACCAAAUGAAAAACAAGUCAGUCCUCCCGGUCGCGGGACAAUCACCCCCAGAACCUUCUAUGUCAGUUGAUGACAAGCGAAGAACUGAAGUUUUCCUCAAGGACCAAAUCCCGAUGUGGUUUGCAGUGUCGGGCUAUGUCACGAUCGCCAUUAUCUCAACAAUAUCACUUCCUCAUAUCUUCAACCAGCUGAAGUGGUACCACAUUGUGGUGAUCUACAUUGUUGCACCCGUACUAGCCUUCUGCAAUGCAUACGGAGCGGGCCUCACCGAUUGGUCGUUGGCUUCUACGUACGGGAAGCUUGCAAUCUUCACGAUCGGGGCGUGGGCAGGGGCCACACAUGGUGGUGUUCUUUCAGGACUAGCCGCAUGCGGGGUGAUGAUGAACAUCGUGUCCACCGCGUCAGACCUGACGCAGGACUUCAAGACGGGUUACUUGACCCUGGCUUCCCCUCGGUCCAUGUUUGUCAGCCAAAUCAUUGGGACGGCGAUGGGGUGUGUCAUCUCGCCUUGCGUGUUCUGGCUCUUCUACAAGGCAUUCCACGACUUGGGGCAGCCGGGAUCAGAGUACCCAGCACCUUAUGCGCUUGUGUAUCGUAACAUGUCCAUCUUGGGGGUGGAGGGGUUCUCGGCACUACCAAAGCAUUGCCUCACGCUGUGCUAUGUCUUCUUCAUUGGGUCAAUUGUCAUAAACGGGAUAAGGGAUGUGGUUGGGAAGAAGAGGGCGCAGUUCAUUCCGAUCCCCAUGGCGAUGGCCAUCCCGUUCUACCUGGGAAGUUACUUUGCCAUUGACAUGUGUGUGGGGAGCUUGAUUCUUUUCAUUUGGAGGCAGAUAAAUGAGAAGAAGGCUGAUGCAUUCGCGCCGGCAGUGGCUUCCGGGCUAAUAUGUGGGGAUGGGAUCUGGACUUUGCCUCAGUCCGUGCUGGCUCUCGUUGGGGUCAACCCGCCCAUUUGCAUGAAGUUUCUGUCCCGGAAGAACAAUGCCAGGGUCGAUGCCUUGUUAGCAGCUGCUUCUUGAAUCUUUUUUCUUUCAUCAUGCCCCACCCCUUUGUUAAUUAGACUCGGCAUUAUUAUCAGGAUGCAUUGUUACCCUUGAGAUGUCACACACACAUAUAGUUGCAAUAGAAAUAUGAUUAUACGUUUUCUUUUUACAAUACAAGGGUUGUCAAGAUUGUAACUAUUGACAGAAACAUAAGGUAU
This is a messenger RNA of Cuscuta europaea, 5280 nucleotides long. The record is from the annotation of a GenBank genome assembly. Lineage: Eukaryota; Viridiplantae; Streptophyta; Magnoliopsida; Solanales; Convolvulaceae.